This is a messenger RNA of Contarinia nasturtii (swede midge), 465 nucleotides long. RefSeq names its product acylphosphatase-2-like. The transcript has a single exon. Gene Ontology annotation, molecular function: acylphosphatase activity. The record is from RefSeq and is a predicted model, not a curated record. Lineage: Eukaryota; Metazoa; Arthropoda; Insecta; Diptera; Cecidomyiidae. Bases 97 to 384 code for a protein of 95 amino acids.
CGAUUUCAAAUUGUCUGUCGUGUUGAAUUUGCAUAUAAAGACAAACAAUUGCACUGAAAAUAACUAAAAAUACAUUGUGAUUUCAAGUAGUGAAAAAUGUCACGUUAUUUGUGCGAAUUUGAAGUGUUUGGCCGUGUGCAAGGUGUACUUUUUCGAAAAUAUACAAAACAACAAGCCGAUUCGCUCCAUUUAACCGGUUGGUGCAUGAAUACAAGAGAUGAUACUGUAAAAGGUGAAAUCGAAGGACCCGAAGACAAAAUCAAUGUGAUGAAACAAUGGUUGGAAAAGACCGGCAGCCCAUCAUCGAAUAUCACCAAAGCCGUUUUCUCGUCGCUCAAAACAGUCGAAUCGCCGGUUUAUCAGAACUUUGUCAUCCGCAGAUGAACAAAAAAUAUUCAGAUACUUUGAAUAUGCAAAAUUGAACAAAAUAUUGUGUGAAUUGAAAAGAAAAAUGAAAUAGAAAUA